Messenger RNA from Penicillium chermesinum, 909 nucleotides. Its product is annotated as ubiquinol--cytochrome-c reductase catalytic subunit CYT1. The transcript has 7 exons. NCBI's taxonomy places the organism in Eukaryota, Fungi, Ascomycota, Eurotiomycetes, Eurotiales, Aspergillaceae. The record is from RefSeq and is a predicted model, not a curated record. Gene Ontology annotation, biological process: mitochondrial electron transport, ubiquinol to cytochrome c. Bases 1 to 909 code for a protein of 302 amino acids. Gene Ontology annotation, molecular function: electron transfer activity; heme binding.
AUGCUGGCUCGUUCCCUCACGCGCGUGCCCACCCGGGCCAUCGCUCGCCAAUCGCUCGGCAAGUCCACGCGUGCUUCAUCCACUGCCGCCGGUGCCGAGUCCGCCAGCUCCCCUUUCUACCUCACCCUCACUGCCUCUCUCGCAACCGCCGCGGCCGCCGGUUCGACCCUGUGGUACUACCAUCUCUAUGGCAAGGAGGCUUUCGCCAUGACCCCUGCUGAGGAGGGUCUUCACCCUACCGCUUACCCCUGGGUCCACGAGCGUUUCAAUAAGACCUUCGAUCACGCUGCCCUCCGUCGUGGUUUCCAGGUUUACCGUGAAGUUUGCGCCAGUUGUCACUCUCUGACCCGUGUGCCUUGGCGUUCAUUCGUCGGUGUCAUGCACACUGUCGAUGAGAUGAAGGCCAUGGCUGAGGAGCACGAAUAUGACACCGAGCCCAACGACGAAGGCGAGAUCGAGAAGCGCCCCGGAAAGCUUUCGGAUUACAUUCCCCACCCUACAAGAACGAUGAAGCUGCCCGAGCCUCCAACGGCGGGCCGCCACGGUGGUUGCAACUACGUGUUCUCUCUGCUCACAGGUUACCCCGACGAGGCACCCGCUGGUGCUAGCGUCGCCGAGGGCAUGAACUUCAACCCCUACUUCCCCGGUACCGGUAUUGCCAUGGGCCGUGUCCUGUUCGACGGUGUUGUUGAGUACGAAGACGGCACUCCCGCCACCACUUCCCAGAUGGCCAAGGACGUCGUUGAGUUCCUGAACUGGGCUGCCGAGCCCGAGAUGGAUGACCGCAAGAAGAUGGGUGUCAAGGCCGUCGCCCUGCUGACCGGUCUCUUCGCCAUUAGCGUUUGGGUCAAGCGCUACAAGUGGGCCCCUAUCAAGACCCGCAAGAUCGUGUCCGCAUCAGUUGGUUAA